AUCUACCUUCGACAACCUUCCUCGCAACUGUCCCGAGUACUGAGGAAAAUAGUGCCCAGCACCGUCGAUCUUUGCAAGUCGUUGAAAAUCACCGACCGUGCGAUGUACAAUGGACGUGCGUGACCGCAACAAGCUCCGUAUGAACCACCGUCUCCUGAAGAGGACGGUCUCCACACACUACAUCAAGGGCUACCUGUACGAGAAGGGCGUGCUCACCAUCGACGAUGUCGAAACCCUAAACAACAAGCCUACAGAGGAGGACAAGAUGGAGACGCUGCUCUUCAUGCUGCCCAGGAAGGGCGACGGCGCGUUUCAGAAGUUCUGCUCGGCCCUGAAGGAUACACGCUACGAGCCGUCUCUGUACAAACAAGUGGCAGAUAUACUGGAGUCUACUGUGUCAGAUGAGGAACAGGAAGGCCAGCAAUGCAGGGAAAAAGCUGUUGUUAUUGCGGAAAACGGAAGCUCCCCCGACGUCCGAGAGGAGGUUGCUCGGUGGGACCUCCUCUGUAAGCGCCGCCGGGACAUCGCCACCUGCCUGGACACGGAGAAGACCUGCCUGCUUCUCCUCAACUCCGACGUCCUGACCGAUCGGGAGCGCAAAGUGAUCGAGCGGGAAGAGUCUCCACCCGAGCGGGCCCAGACCCUGCUUCGCAUCCUCCCCACCAAGGGCACCAACGCGUUCCACGCCUUCCGCCAGGCUCUGAAAGAUCAGGGCCGAGACGACCUGGCGGCCCUCCUGGCCGGCGAGCCCGACCGAGUUUACAACCCCGUCAAGAACUUCGCCAAGGCGGUGAGCCACUUCUACACCUCCGAGGACGCCAAGCAGGUCAACCUGGCAAUGGAAGGUGAGCAGUCUGUCGUCGUCCUGUCCGGCAUCACCGGCUCGGGGAAGACCCAGCUCGCCCUGUGGCAGGCGCAGCUGUUCGUGGAGCGCCAUCCCACAGCCGUGGUGUGGCGGCUAGACGGCCACGACAAGAAGAGUUUCCUCACCGACAAGCAGAAUCUCCUUCAGGCGCUGAAGGAAAAAGUCCCGACCGAUGACAGCCAGCUAGACGACUGCGUGGCGAAGGCCCUCGACAACCGGAAGACUCCAGUCCUGCUGAUCAUGGACGACCUGGACGACGGCCUGUUCCUCUCGCCCGCCUUGUUGAAACCGAGAAAGGAGUCGAAGAUCCUGCUCAUCACCCACCGCAAGCGUCUCCAGCAGCCGGCAAACGUCUCCAUCCCGGAAGACUCCUACAUCACCGUCAACGGCUUCUUGGAGGACGAGUCGGUGGAAUUCCUGCGGAUGAAGCUGCAGGACCAUCCCGCUGACGAGCUGCGGAGUUUGGCGACGACGUUCAGCGGUCUCCCCCUGGGGCUGGCGGCCGCCCGCAGCUACCUGUUCCAAACCAAAACGAGCGUGGAAAACUACCUGACUCUCCUGGAGAAGAGAGAGACUGCGUCUGAAUUGGAGGAGAAAGCAGACAGGUGGAUGUUGCAGUUCUACGAGAGACCAGAGGACCAGAAAGCCGGCAGAAACCUUUUUGCCGCCCUGCGCCUGGCAGUCAGCAAACUGGACCAACGGGCAAGGUCCAUGUUCCAGCUGACCGGGUACAUGGACAAGAGCCGGAUCCCCAUCGUGGUUCUGAAGGAGGACGUGCAGGACUCCCCCGCCAUGAGGAACGUGGCGCUCAACCAUCUCGUCAUGCAGGUGGAGGACCUGUCUCUGGGGACGGUGGAGGGCAUCGACAACGACCGCGUCCUCUCCGUUCACGAGGUGGCCCAGCUGGCUAUGCGCCUGUCAUUCACCAAACAAGAGGAGAAAGAACGUCUGAAGAAGCUGCUGGACAUACUCCUCAAGUACUUCGCCAAGGAUAACCGAUACACAAAAUCCGGAAGGCUUGCUGAACUCCUCCAGCCGCAUGUUGGAAAGGCCCUGCGGUACGCCAAGGCCGUUAACGACGACGGGAGGUUCUCCCUGGCCCUGGCCCGCCUAAGCGAGGUGUACGGCUUCAUGAACACCCAGUGUGGGAUGCCUGGGAACGCCGAGGAACAUCUCAGAGCCGCCAAGGACCAUCUUGAGGACCUCGCCAAAAUUGACUGGCGUGACGUCAACUACCAGGUGAUUGAAAAGUUCCAGGCACACACCCGCGGUUACAUCUCCAUCGACGAGCAGGGCAGCGUGGAAGAGAAGAGCGUCAAGGAGGCCGAAGUCCUGUACUGGAAGCUGUCCGAGGCGAGCAAGCGGCUCCCCGACGAGGUUUUCACCACCAUGAUCCAGAGCCGGGUGAUCGUAGACCAGGACUUGGCUCUGUUCCGCGCGCUCGGCAAAGCCCCCGCCGGCCUGGCCGAGUCCGUCAUGAACAAGGAGCCACUGACACAGGCGCAGUACAGGAAGAUGGUGGAGGACGGCAUCGCCAUUGACGUGGAGCGCAUGAAGGAGGUGUACCUACCCGAGCUGUACGCCUCCAUCAACUACUCACUGGGACGCUGCUUCUUCUACAUGAAGGAGAAAUACGCAAACGAUCCAGCGGGAAAAGACAGUCUCAUCAGAAGCAUGCAGCUGGCCUACUACGUGUGUGACCAAAUCAAAAAGAACACUGGGAUAUCAGUUCUGCACAAGUACCUUUCUGAGACCAACGCACUUCUGUAUCUGCGUCUGGAGGAAGAGGGAAAGAGUCCAGACGACCUGAGGAGGGACAUCAAAUACGCCAGGAAAAGGUACUCGGAGUUUGUGGAGGGAAGAGGAGAAUACUUCGAAUUCGGCAUCCUGAAGAAGUUUGGUCAAGACAGCUAUAGUCUCAUGGUGUGCCAGCGCCAACUCAUUAAGUGCUUCAACUCCCUCAUCAAACUGUCUGAGUCUGAGCAAGAACGGCUGGCGUAUUUUGAGAAGGCACAGACUGAGUGCAGGAAUAUGAUCAUGCAUGCAGAAAAGCAGAUUGCAACAGACACCUAUGGAAAAAUUGUGGAGCGGCCAGAACGUUUGGCAGUUUUCUACAACACUGCAGGAAAGUGCUUUGCUGACGAUGGUGACUUCAAGAAACUCGAGGAGGCACUUGACUGGUUCCAAAAGGCGUACGACCUCGAGACCGAGAGGGGCAAGGAAGACUACCCCCUGUCGGACGCCCUCCUUGGGCUGGCCGAAGGUCUGGUACGGCGUAACCACGGCGACGAUCUCGAGAAGGCAGAGGGCUACGUCGGUCAGCUCCUGGAGUUGUACAACAGAAAAUGGCCAGGCAAGAAGGAUCAGAUCAAGAAAGCCCAGGAGAUACAAGUUCAGAUUGCUCUGUUGAGGUAGAGACAUGUUUGCACGCGGCUGGACCGUGGCUAGCUUUAUAACACCGAACGACCUGUAACACCGGUCAUACGGGUAUACCGAUACAGGUACACCUAAUCUUUUCACAUUGCAUACUCCUAUCAGGAAACAAACUAAAGCUGAAGUGUAGAUUAGAAUGAUCCCUCUAAUCUACAGCUCUGAGUCAAGGGCUAUGAGUUCAGCCUAGAGCAAGACACAAGAAUGUUUAGAAGAACUGUGUAUACAUAGCAUGAAAGUUCAUCUGUGUUGGUAAACUUCAUUAUGACAAAAAGUUCUUUAGUAAACGUUCUUGCCAACACUGAGUAAAUUGGGACUUACCCCCAAAUUUUCGGUGUACAUUCGGGCCAACCGUCCAACACUGAACAGAGACGAGGGGCGAUAGUACCCGUUGAACCGAUAUGUAGAAUUUUGAUAGACUCAUACCAGCUAGUAAACUUAUUAUAUGUCAGAUCUUUUUAACAUACAAAUACAAUGGGAUUUGUACUACAGUUUAAUUUAUAAAACUACUUUUGAUUCUUAUAUAAGAGUAUUUCAGUAUAAAUUGUUACAUAACUUUCUUGCUCUCAAAAAUAAGUUAUAUAGAUGGAACUUAGCAGAGGACUCAUUAUGUUCUUAUUGUAAUUUGGAAGAGGAGACACCUUUACACAUUUUUUGCCAUUGUACCUCUCUUGUGGGGUUUCUGGGGGAUGUGGAGUUUUGGAUAAAACAACAUGUUGAUACAGAAGUUAAGCUCACACCCAGAAUUAUCAUAUUAGGCAUUUCAGUUAACCAUCCUAUUGUCCUUAAUAUAUUGUUAUUGAUAUUAAAGCUCUAUAUAUAUAAAAACAGACAGUUUAAGUUGGUCACGAUUAAGGGCUUUACAUGUUAUGUUAAAUACUAUCAUAAAUUAGAAUAUGUGAUAGCACAAAACUGUGGGAAAAUGGAUAAACAUAUGUUGAAAU
This is a messenger RNA of Branchiostoma belcheri (Belcher's lancelet), 4239 nucleotides long. RefSeq lists its product as uncharacterized. The record is from RefSeq and is a predicted model, not a curated record. NCBI's taxonomy places the organism in Eukaryota, Metazoa, Chordata, Leptocardii, Amphioxiformes, Branchiostomatidae. The transcript has 13 exons. Gene Ontology annotation, molecular function: protein binding; ADP binding. Gene Ontology annotation, biological process: regulation of apoptotic process. Bases 110 to 3280 code for a protein of 1056 amino acids.